Molecule: messenger RNA, 2217 nt
Organism: Annulohypoxylon truncatum
Lineage: Eukaryota; Fungi; Ascomycota; Sordariomycetes; Xylariales; Hypoxylaceae
Exons: 2
Coding region: 335-1678 (447 amino acids)
Source: RefSeq, a predicted model, not a curated record
UUGAUCAUAUAAUCGAUUUAUCACUUUAUCGCAGAGCUCUCUAGACGACCUUGAGCUCCGCUUAUUUGGUUGAAUCUACUAGUUAGACCAUAGUUUGCCUAUGCUGACAUUGUUCUAACUCGUUUCGAACUAGGUGGUCAGAAUCCUAUACUAAUAGCUAAUUAUACAACACGAAUCUAGAUCGCCGCGGUUUCCCUUGUCAGCCAGAAUCCCGAGUCGUUGCUGCUUUAAUUUGAGCCAUCCUGAGCCGUGGUGAGGCUGGCGUUGGUCAGCGGCACAGCUGGAGCCUCGUUUUCGGCUACCCCCGGCAAGAGUUGCAUCGCAGAAUCAUAUAAUGGCACAGAGGUUCUUUGACUGCUCGGUGUCUGAGUGCGGAAGACCGAGUGCACGCGCAGUAGGAGCCGGGUGCGAUAUGUGCAGCAGCUACUUCUGUGGAGUCCAUAUGUCUAGGGAUUUCCACAAGUGCAGCCUCGGAGACCUAGAUGAUGCGGCCUACAACACGCUCAUUGUCGCCGAAAUUGGCCGCGUUCGUGCUCAGAUUAACGAGAAGGCAGUCUGUGAACUCGCUUCUAGCUUAAAUGAUGGCAAACCUUGCAUCAUUGAAUACCCUUCAAAGGUUGUUGGGCUAGGCGCUCUUACGGGAUGUGCCAACUACCACGCCCGUAUUCGCUUCGGUGACGGAUCCCCGUCGUGGCUCAUGCGAGUACCGCGGGUUUCAGGCUUUGCCGUCGGGUUCCCCGUUUCUCUCGCAGAAUACCUGAUCCGCAGCGAGUAUGCAACCCUAAAGUUCCUGGAAAAGACGGCGGUACCGGCCCCGCGGGCCUUCUCAUUCGGCAUCCCGUCUCAAGGUACCGACCAUGGUAUUGGGGUCUGUUUUCUUCUCAUGGAGGAGUUGUCAGGCGAGCCGUGGGACGGUCAAGGAGAUACCGCCAAGAUCUGGAAGGGUCUCGCCGACAUCUUUGUGGAGUUGGAGAAGCAUCCAUUUACUAAAGCUGGGUCUCUAUAUGUCGAGUCUCCUGACGACUUACCAUCGGUCUCUGCUACGGCCAGUGAUAGAUUCGUCUGUCUUUACCCCUACGGGCCGUUUGAGACUUCGGUGGCAUACUAUACGGCCUGGGCAGAGCAGUACCUGGCGCUGAUUGCGGACGGUCAGCUUUAUCCCGAGUUUCCUAUCGAAGCCUACUUGGUAUAUCGAUUUCUCCAAGAUAAUGCGACCCAGUUAUCCUCGGAAUCGGACGAGUUCUUCCUGAAACAUGUCGACGAUAAGGGUGAUCAUCUGAUGGUUGACGAAGACCUUAACAUUACCGGCAUCAUCGACUGGCAAAUGGCGCGUAUCGUUCCGCGACGGGAGGCAUUUGCGCUAUCCCUCGUAUCCGCCGAUAUGAGAGCUCUCUGCGAAGGUAAUGUCUCGCUUAGUACAAAAGAUGUUGCAUUGAGCAAAGCCUUGCGCGAGAAGGGGUUGGGGCUGGCAAGCCACAUGGAAGACGAGAAGGUGAGGAGAUUCUUCUGGGGCUUGGGGCUCGAGUCCAAGUGGGAUUAUGCGCUACCAUUGGCAAAUGCUAUCCUUCAGGUCUUCGGGGUCGAACAGGGCUGGGAUGAAUGGAGGGAGUUAGCAUUGAAGCAGUAUGAGGGCGAUGAACGCCUGAAGGCUCUUGUAGAAGGGGCUUCCCGGGAAUAAAUCAUUAAGAAACAAGUGCGAGCGAGGUGUUCCAAAGAGCCGGGCAGAAAGAUAUCUGUACAUAUGAAGAUAUGAGACGCGGGGAUAGCUGCUUGGCAAUGACAGAGAAGACGGAAUUAGAAGAGGCGAGAGGAGGGUGCUGGCACGUUUAAAUCUGCAACGGCCAGAGAAACCAUGAACGAGAGGGUAGGUAAGCUGGACCAAGGUAUUGUUGCUGUGACAUUACGGUUUUCGGACGUGGGACUCAUUUUCGGCCACCUAGGGUGGAGUUGAAGCAAUUCCCAAUCUGCUGCGGCACAGCUUCUUAAAUGGAUGGCCGGAGUAAGCAAAGGUGACUGAGCAGUUCUGAUCAAAAGCAGCGAGAGGUCACGUUGCCCAAGUGGGAAGGCUGCCGUCUAGAUUCGUUUUGUCUAGCAAAGAGACAUCAGCUUCAAUGUCAGUAAGUCUCUUAUCAUAUUCAUAUUCAUCAUGAGGUUAAGGUAUGCUAUAUAAUAUGCCCAGAUAUCCAUCAAUGUUGAUCCGGUCAUAUAGACAUCAAU